AAGGAGAGAGAGAGGGGAUGAGAUCAUUUUUUUCAUUUCUUAUUUACAGUUCCAACGAACAGUGAGAGAGGUUUCUAAUUCUAAAACAAACCAGUGUUCAUGAAUUGUCUGAAUGAUACCGAAAAAAAAAUUAAAAAACAUUUCAAUUUGGGAAAAAAAUCAAAACUUUUUGUUUGUUUUAUUUCUUUCUAUAAAACCCCUCUUUUCCAAUUUAGUCGAAAUUCACUCUCUUUGUGAACGUACGAAUCCAGACGACUCUGUGGAGUUUAGUUUAUAAAGCAACCGAGUGAUGAAAAUGGGGCUACUUUUCACGGAGUGAUAUUUUAAUCUAAAGUUUGGGUUUUUAUUAUCAAAGUUGGAGGGGUCGUCUCGUCUCGGAUGGGGGUCUCUGUGGGAUAGAGAUAGUUUUGGGGGUUUUUAAUAAAGGGACAACAAGGAGCGUCGACGAAAUAAUAUUAUUACAUUAGAACAAAAGACGAGAGAGAGCGUCAGAGAGCGAGUAACACAAUCUAUGGAAGAGACAAGGAAGAAGAAGAAGGAUGACUCCAAAAAGAAGGAGCGUCAUAUUGUCACUUGGUCUCAACAGGAGGAUGACAUACUUCGAAAGCAAAUCACUUUACAUGGCACUGACAAGUUCGUGUCUUUAUUCUUCUUCAAUCUCUCUGGUGGUUUAUUGGAUUGAUUCUGAUGAAAAGAUGUGUGUGUGUGUGUGUGUUUUUGUUGGGUUGAUUGAUUUCAGUUGGGCGAUCAUUGCUUCCAACUUCUCUGAUAAGAGCACAAGGCAGUGUAGACGCAGAUGGUAUACAUACUUAAACUCUGAUUUCAAGACAGGAGGUUGGUCCCCCGAAGAAGAUACUCUUUUGUGUGAGGCACAAAGAGUGUUUGGGAACAGAUGGACUGAGAUUGCAAAAGUGGUCUCAGGCAGAACGGAUAAUGCAGUGAAGAACAGGUUCACAACACUGUGCAAGAAGAGAGCCAAGUAUGAAGAAGCCAUGGCUAAAGACAAUACUCUUGCUUCUUGUAACAAAAGAAUGUUGCUUCCAGAUUGUGGUAUCAGUACACCACCGAAAGCCGAAAGCGUUUCCCCUCUUGCUAAAAAGAUCAGGAGAAGUGACAUUCCAGGUCCCACCGUGUUCGGUGGCUAUGGAGAUAGAUCACACAUAAAGGUUAAUUCAGGUGUGAAUCAGCAUUCCUCCUAUGGAGAUAGAUCGCAUAUAAAGGUUGUGAAUCAGCAGAUAAGACCUCCUUUUUGGGUAAUAGCCCACAAUGAGGAGAAGAUUCAAAAAGACAGUGCCAAAGAGAGCGAAGGUGAGGAUAAAGAGAUGUUUCUUAAGAAGGAUGAUCCAAAGGUAACAUCAUUGAUGCAACAAGCUGAGCUUCUCAGUUCAUUGGCUCAGAAAGUUAACACAGAACAAAGCAUGGAGAAUGCCUGGAAGGUCCUGCAGGAUUUCUUUAAUAAAAGCAAAGAGAAUGAUAUAUUCAGAUACGGACUACCUGAUAUCGAUUUCCAACUUGAGGAAUUUAAGGAUCUUGUUGAGGACUUGAGGAGUAGUAACGAAGAUAGUCAAGCCUCUUGGAGGCAACCGGAUCUCCAUGACUCACCUGCAAGCUCUGACUAUAGCUCAGGAUCAACUACAAUGCCACACUCUUCUGGUGAUCAAACCCAACAACCCAUGUUACUACCAGAUAAUGAGCAAGUGGAUUUACUGUCAACUUGUCAUGAGAUUGUGCCCAUGUCGGUUGAGGAAGAGUUUAACUCGCCUGUUCAAGUCACUCCAUUGUUCAGAUCUCUAGCAGCAGGCAUCCCAAGCCCACAGUUCUCUGAAAGUGAGAGGAACUUUGUGCUAAAAACACUUGGUGUUGAGUCACCAUGUCCAAGUGCUACUAAUCUUUCACAACCGCCUCCUUGCAAAAGAGUCCUUCUUGAUAGCUUGUAAACCCCAAACCAAAAGACCGCGGUUAUGUCUCCAUGGAGCCGACAUAACUUGCAUUUCUUCCCUCUCUUUUUGCUUAGAUUUUCUUCAUAGGUUUGCAGCCAUAUCGGCCUGAAAAGUUUUUGUGAAGCGGGCGUGCCAUGAUCUGCAUUAUUUCCCCCCUCAGUGUUGAUAAUCUAGAAUCCAAGAAUGUUAAAAGGUAACAUUUCUAAGUCUAGACCUGAGUUUCUCUCUCAGAUACUCAGGAGUGUUUCUUUUCAUCAUCAUCUUCAUCAUACUCUCUAACCCGUUUCAUAAAAGGGUUAGAGAGUAUGUGUUUUCUUUUAAUUCAUGACGUGUGUGUGUAAGAAACAUUCUUUUGUUUGUCCUCCCUCUCUUUUAGGGUCAAACCCGGAUACAUAAUCCGGGUCUUUUCUUUUCAAAUGAAUUCUUGAUUUGUUGUGUUGUUGAUUCUCUUGUACAGAAUCUAUAAAUAUUGCAUAAAAGCAGAGUUUUUGUUUUAGAGUGUAAAAAGAUAAAACAACUUCGGAGAGGCAUCUCACCUUCCUAUAUAUAGUGGUGAUUAGAAAACAUGAAGAAGAAGAAAAGAUAAGCCAAGACUUUCAUAAAGGUUUUUGGGGAACCUUUCUUUAUGUAGUAACUUCUCAUAGGUGUGGGAAGAAACAGAAACAUAAGGAUAUUUUUUAAAAAGAAUAUUCAUGUGAUUUGUAAAGAGAUUAUAUGAAUGGAAAUGAUUUGAUUUUGGUGUGAA
Messenger RNA from Brassica napus (rape), 2685 nucleotides. RefSeq names its product transcription factor MYB88. The coding region runs from base 540 to 1937 and encodes 465 amino acids. Gene Ontology annotation, cellular component: nucleus. NCBI's taxonomy places the organism in Eukaryota, Viridiplantae, Streptophyta, Magnoliopsida, Brassicales, Brassicaceae. The transcript has 10 exons. Gene Ontology annotation, molecular function: DNA-binding transcription factor activity, RNA polymerase II-specific; RNA polymerase II cis-regulatory region sequence-specific DNA binding. The record is from RefSeq and is a predicted model, not a curated record. Gene Ontology annotation, biological process: regulation of DNA-templated transcription.